This is a messenger RNA of Gopherus flavomarginatus (Mexican gopher tortoise), 736 nucleotides long. RefSeq names its product SNAP associated protein (gene SNAPIN). Lineage: Eukaryota; Metazoa; Chordata; Testudines; Testudinidae. The record is from RefSeq and is a predicted model, not a curated record. Gene Ontology annotation, cellular component: synaptic vesicle; BORC complex; BLOC-1 complex. Gene Ontology annotation, molecular function: SNARE binding. The transcript has 4 exons. Bases 11 to 409 code for a protein of 132 amino acids. Gene Ontology annotation, biological process: synaptic vesicle exocytosis; endosome to lysosome transport; regulation of synaptic vesicle exocytosis.
CGGCGGGGCGAUGGCGGCGCUGGCCGGGCCUGGCGCGGGGACCCCGGGGUCCGGCGCUCGCGACCUCUUCGCCGAGGGGCUGCUGGAAUUCCUGCGCCCGGCCGCGCGCCAGCUCGACUCGCACGUGCACGCGGUCAGGGAGAGCCAGGUGGAGCUUCGAGAGCACAUCGAUAACCUGGCCACAGAGCUGUGCAGGAUCAAUGAAGACCAGAAGGUUGCGCUCGACUUGGACCCAUACGUGAAGAAGCUGCUCAACGCCCGGCGCCGAGUUGUGCUGGUCAACAAUAUCCUGCAGAAUGCACAGGAACGGCUGAGGAGACUCAAUCACAACGUGGCCAAGGAGACUGCCCGCAGGAAGGCCAUCCUGGAGGCCUCUGGCGGCUACCCCCAGGGCUCGCCCAGCAAGUGAAGCGUGGAGGCAGCCUGGCUGGAGCGUUGCUGGACUGAUGGCCAGUGGAUUCUAGAGCUGGUACUAGGAGUUUGGGGUGGGGGGACAGGAGCACCCCAUGCAGAGCUGAAGUUAGUGGGGUGGGACUGCAGGGGAGAGAUGCACAGCUGGGUGUCAAAUGGACAGGUAGAGCCGCUCCCACCUUCCAUGCUGCUUUCAGGGAGACCUCAGCAAGCUGGGCAGGUGACCUUUGCUAGCACCGAUGCUCCAUUCACAGAGCCAAGGGGCCCAUGUACAAUGUAUUGUUAGGCUGGGAGGUGGUACAAUAAAACUGCCUGUUGCUUAUGA